CUCGUGUUGCUAUGCGACCAAGGAUUCAUUUUUUUGGUAAACACAUCUAUUCUGUCUGCCCCGGUAAACAAUUAGAUAAAUGAAUUUAUAAGGCGAUAUUUUAUCAAUGAUAGUUCAUUUCGUGUGACGUUGUUUAGUCAAAUCUAAUGGAAUAAGGAGCUAAAACGUCAAAAGAUGCCUGCAAGUGACCUUUUGGCCAAAGAGGAGCUAUACAAGCUGCUAAAUGCAAAGCUGGAGGCCAAAUCGGCCAAUUUGGCAAUGCAAGCAGAUCAAUUAAAGAAAGAACGGGAUGAUUUUCUGUCUAAGCCUUCAACUUCACAGUCACUCAAGGAGUUGGAGGAUGAAGCAGCACCAAGUUGUGCCAACGAUCGAGAAAUACCUGCGUCCAAACCUCACAAGGUGGAGCCCAAAAAGUCACAAAAAUCCGAAGUACACGAAACCCAUUCCAACCAGUCAGUUUGCAGAAACACCUUAGGGUUUGGAGAUUCGGUAGAGACCUUCAUGACGAAGACGAUACCAAGCGUGGAAGGGAGGAUUAACCAUUUGGUUCCUCCUGACAAUGUGUUCAGCGACGGAGACGACUCAACGGGGGUUUCAUGUGCACAAAUUUACGCCCUGAUGUCCAACAUCAAGUUGAUGCAAGAAGAAAUGGAUCAUCUACUGAGUGAAAGGAAAAAGAAGGAUGACGAAAAUGCCAAGCUGAACAGCAAAAUCAAGCAGCUGGAGGAAGACCGGAUCAAGCUCCAGAGGACCGUAAACAUCCAGCAGAGCAAGAUGGACAAGCUCAAAGCUUCUGAGAGUGAGGCCGCCGUCAAAUAUGACAGCCUUCAGCUUCAAAUGUCCGCUUUGCAAAAGGAAAUGGAAAAGCUGAGUAAAACUAGCAAGCAAGGAGCAGCCACGCAGAGCACCGUGGAGCUUCGUCUCACAAGAGCUCUCGACGAAGUGGACCGCUUAAAGUCGGAACUCCAAAAAAACAAACAGAUGCACAAGGAAAAGACUAGCGAGGAACAACAGAUUCGGGAAACGCUAAUGACAGAAAACAAAAUGUUAAAAAAGCAGAAAGCGGAGCUUAUCGUGGGAUUGAAGAAGCAGCUCAAGUUGAUCGAUGUUCUCAAAAGACAAAAGAUGCAUCUGGAAGCUGCCAAGCUGCUGUCCUUCACAGAGGAGGAGUUCAUGAAGGCCCUCGACUGGGGCAAAGCAUAAAAAUCCAUAAAUUGACUUGGUAUGAAGCCAGAAGGUUGAGUUGGUUAUUUUGACAUGCUGAAGACUGACAAUGAAUCCUGCGUGCAUUAAAGAGAUUUUUGAUUGACUGCCAAUUUGUCAUCCUUUCAACGUCUGAUUAGACCUUUCUUUCGGUUGGAUGGUCAGAGGCAUGAAACCAGUUGCAUUCUGAAUUGAAAAGUCCAGCUGGCUCGCAGAUCGUAAAAAAAAUAAUUAAAAAAAAAUCACGUUUAAUCUAGACUAUAACAGCACACUAGGAUUGUUUGAAAUUGUUCGGAAGUUGGAAACUUGAAAAUCAAUCAGUUGUCUCUGCCUUGGUUUCAGAAUUCUCUGCCUGACACGUCUUGAAGUUUUUCCUGAACUCUUCGUCAAAGUGCUUCAGGUCAUCUUCACGGAGCAAACCCUGAAACGAGACAGAGUCACGUUCAUGAACAGACUUCGCUACCCGAUAUGGGAGGUUCUCUGCGGAGAAUGGGAACCUUUUGAAACCCAAAAAGGCUCACACGCCUCUCCUUGUGCAGCAACAAUUUUCUGCAGCACAUUUGGCUGGCGUGAUGCGAAAUAUAAACGAAUUAAUCUGCAA
Corythoichthys intestinalis (scribbled pipefish) is the source of this 1804-nucleotide messenger RNA. It is a transcript of the gene tex9, whose product is annotated as testis expressed 9. The transcript is spliced from 12 exons. Lineage: Eukaryota; Metazoa; Chordata; Actinopteri; Syngnathiformes; Syngnathidae. Bases 175 to 1203 code for a protein of 342 amino acids. The record is from RefSeq and is a predicted model, not a curated record.